Elaeis guineensis (African oil palm) is the source of this 2076-nucleotide messenger RNA. Its product is annotated as probable nucleoredoxin 1-1. Gene Ontology annotation, molecular function: thioredoxin-disulfide reductase (NADPH) activity. The record is from RefSeq and is a predicted model, not a curated record. Lineage: Eukaryota; Viridiplantae; Streptophyta; Magnoliopsida; Arecales; Arecaceae.
CGACGAAUCCCUUCCGUUUAUAUAAUGAAUUCCUCUAAACUUUUACUUUCAUCGUCUAAGACACGAUUGAGAGAGAGAGAGAGAGAGCGGAAGUACAUACGGUGGAAGAGAAUGGCAGCAGUUGGAGAUGAGGACAACGGCGCCAGUGAUGGCGGCGAGUGCCACGAUCUCAAGUCGAUUCUUGCCGGCGAUGAGAGGGAUUUCCUUAUCCAUAACAAUGGUGAUCAGGUGAAGAUCGCCAAUCUUGAAGGGAAAACUGUCGGUCUCUACUUCUCAGCCUCUUGGUGCCCACCUUGCAGGGGCUUCACCCCAAAGCUGAUCGAAACUUAUGGGGAGCUCUCCUCAGAGGGGAAGGACUUUGAGGUUGUCUUCGUGUCAGGUGACAGGGAUGAGGAUUCAUUUAAUGGUUACUUCUCAAAGAUGCCAUGGCUUGCGAUUCCAUUCUCUGACUCCAAGGCCCGUGAUCGCCUUGAUGAGCUGUUCAAAGUGAGGGGUAUACCCCACCUUGUCAUCCUUGGUGCAAGAGGGGAGGUACUUAAUGAAAAGGGUGUACCGGCCGUGAGGGAGUAUGGCUCUGAGGGCUAUCCCUUCACUCCUGAGAAGAUCAACAAGCUGAAAGAGGAUGAAGAGGCUGCUAAAAGGGAGCAAACUCUUCAGACCGUGCUGGUUUCGCCAUCCCGUGACUAUUUGAUUUCGAACGAUGGAAAUAAGGUAUCUGUGUCAGAGCUUGAAGGAAAGAUAGUAUGCCUGUACUUCACAAUUAAUGGUAUGAAACCAUGCGACGAGUUCACUCUGGUGCUUGGGAAAAUAUAUCGAAAGCUGAAGGAAAGGGGAGAGAGCUUUGAAGUUGUGAUGGUGUCCUUGGAUGAUGAAGAAUCAUCCUUCAAAGGAGGCUUUGCCACUAUGCCGUGGCUUGCUAUCCCUUUCCAGGAUAAGAGCUGUGGGAAGCUUGUUCGCUACUUUGAACUCAGGACUGUACCUACUUUGGUUGUUCUUGGCGCUGACGGGAAGACUCUGCAUAGCAAUAUAGCUGAGGUUGUGGAAGAGCACGGGGAGGAAGCAUGGGAAGGAUUCCCAUUUUCUCAGGACAAAAUGGAUAUGCUUGCAGAGAAGGCGAAAGCAAAAUUGGAAGCACAGACGCUGGAGUCCCUUCUGGUUUCUGGGGAGCUAGAUUAUGUCAUUGGCAAAGAUGGUGUCAAGGUUCCAGUGUCGGAGCUCAUUGGGAAGAAUAUUCUCCUCUACUUCUCAGCAAAGUGGUGCGGCCCCUGUCGUGCCUUCCUACCUAAACUGGUAGAGGAAUACAACAAAAUCAAAGAGAAGGACAGUGCCUUUGAGUUGGUCUUCGUCUCCAGUGAUCGAGACCAGAAUUCUUUUGAGGACUUCUUCUCAGGCAUGCCUUGGUUGGCACUCCCCUUCGGGGAUGAGCGAAAGAAGACUUUGAGCCGUCUUUUCAAAAUACGUGGAAUCCCUUCCCUUGUUGCCAUUGGACCUACUGGAAAGACAGUCACUACAGAUGCGAGACAUCUCUUGAUGAUCCAUGGAGCUGAUGCCUAUCCAUUCACAGAGGAGAGGAUCAAGGAGUUGGAGGAUCAGAUUGAAGAGAUGGCGAAGGGGUGGCCUGAGAAGUUGAAACAUGAACUCCAUGAGGAGCAUGAGCUUGUGCUGACUCGCUGUGGUGAAUACGGUUGCGAUGGAUGCAAUGGGCUAGGGGGAAAAUGGUCCUACCGCUGCACCGAGUGCAACUUUGAUUUGCACCCUAGGUGUGCAUUGGUGGAGAACAGGGAGAAAGGUGGUGAGGAGCACAGUGAAGAGCAGGGAAAGACCAAGGAAGGAUAUGUAUGUGAUGGGGAUGUUUGCCGCAAAGCCUAGAGCUGCUGAUGUUUGUGAUGAAAUAAAGAUGGUCAUGUUGUGACUUCCUUCUAAUUGCAUUGUCUGUGCUAGGUAUCUGUUAUUUGGAGUUUAAUGUGAGGGAUUUGCAAGGAAGUCACGCAGGGGCCACCUUGGUAUGCUUGCAGUGUUUUGAAUGGAAAACGAAGAGGAUGGUUAUGUGAAAAUUGCAGUUUGGUUUGAAUUUGG